Calypte anna (Anna's hummingbird) is the source of this 846-nucleotide messenger RNA. RefSeq names its product heparin binding EGF like growth factor (gene HBEGF). The transcript is spliced from 6 exons. The record is from RefSeq and is a predicted model, not a curated record. The coding region runs from base 66 to 686 and encodes 206 amino acids. Lineage: Eukaryota; Metazoa; Chordata; Aves; Apodiformes; Trochilidae. Gene Ontology annotation, biological process: epidermal growth factor receptor signaling pathway; positive regulation of cell population proliferation; positive regulation of mitotic nuclear division. Gene Ontology annotation, molecular function: heparin binding.
CGGGUAGUGUGGAGCCGACACCGACACCGAGCGGAGGUGUAACGGGAACGCGAGUGUCCGCGGUGAUGCGCGGUCGGGCGGUGCUGAUCCCGGCGCUGCUGGCGGCAGUGUGCUCGGCGGCGGCGGGGGGGCUGUCCCGGGACGAGCGGCACAACGAGGUGCUGUUCAAGGGAGGCGGGGGAGCGGCGGUCCCGGCCACGGCCCCGCUGCUCGGCGGCAGCCCGGAGAAGGAAGGCGGAGGAGCGGCUUCGGGGGACGACCUCAGCGAGCCGCCCAGAGUUGCUUUCCUGUCAAAGCCCGAAGGCCUAGUUACUCCCAAGAAAAAAGGGAACGGGAAUAAACGAAGAAAAGGGAAAGGCCAGGGGAAGAAGAGAGACCCGUGCCUGAGGAAGUACAAGGAUUUCUGCAUCCACGGAGAAUGCAAAUACAUCCGAGAGCUGGGAGCUCCCUCCUGCAUAUGCCAGCCAGGAUAUCAUGGAGAGAGGUGCCAUGGCCUUUCCCUGCCUGUGGAGCAUCCCCCCAGCGUGUACGACCACACCAUGGCCCUGGCUGUGGUUGCUGUUGUUCUCUCCUCCCUGUGUCUCAUCAUCAUUGCAGCCUUGCUGAUGCUCAGGUGUCACAAGAGAGGUGUCUACGAUGUAGAAAACGAAGAGAAAAUCAAGCUGGGCAUCACUGUCAAUCACUGAGGAUGCCAAGUGCUGGCAAGGGCUCAGCACUACCGCACUUCUACCUCCGGGCAGAGGGAAGAGAGGCGGAACCAGCACCGACCCGUCCGGAGUCCCCGAGAGCAGCAGGAGCCCUGCGGGGAGCUCCUGGGCCACCUCUGGGAUGGGGAUGGGAAUGGGG